This is a messenger RNA of Hemisphaericaspora subhashii, 483 nucleotides long. RefSeq lists its product as uncharacterized. NCBI's taxonomy places the organism in Eukaryota, Fungi, Ascomycota, Pichiomycetes, Serinales, Debaryomycetaceae. The record is from RefSeq and is a predicted model, not a curated record. Gene Ontology annotation, molecular function: nucleic acid binding; zinc ion binding. The transcript has a single exon. The coding region runs from base 1 to 483 and encodes 160 amino acids.
AUGGGAAGAUAUAGUGUUAAAAGAUACAAGACAAAGAGAAGAACAAGAGAUCUCGAUUUGAUUUAUAAUGAUUUAUCAUCCAGAGAUUCAAUAGUCAGAUUAAAGAAUCAACCGUUAGAUGAAACCAAACCAGGAUUAGGUCAAUAUUAUUGUAUUGAAUGUGCAAAAUAUUUCGAAACACAAUUAGCAUUAGAUCGUCAUGGGAAAUCCAAAAUACAUAAAAGAAGAGUUAAAGAAUUAAAACAAAGACCAUAUACUCCUUUGGAAUCGGAAGCUGCUGCUGGGGUGAAUAUGCUUAAAUUUAACGAAUCAGUGAAGAAGUAUUUGGAAUUAGAACAACAUAAGGCAGAAUAUAAAGAAGAAAUAGAUGCUUUAGUGAAUCAAAAGAAAGAUACUUUGGAUGCUAUUAUUACUGGUAUCCCAUCUGAAGAGUUCCAACGUCAACAACAGGAAACAACUGGGGAAAGCAUGAUGACUGAUUAG